AACGUACAUAUCAAGGGCUGUGCAACCAUGAUUAAAGGUCUAACAAUGCAUAUUUUGUUUAAAUAAAUAUUUCGAACUCCAACACGACGUGUCAAUUUAUGAAAUACUUUAGGUAUAUGGUGGGUCUAUCCUUGGGACAGUAUAAUGGACAUUGUUUUGUACAAGUGUCCGUGUUAGCGCUUCCGUAGCACUAGAGUCCUAUAAAGGCAGCAACUGUCACCCCCUUCUUGAACGUUGAUCAGUAGGUCUGUAGAGCUUACGUGCAAGUCCCUGACUGAUUAGCAAGCUUUCUAACACGAUGGCAAGUGUUGAAACAUCGUCCAGCAGGCCCUACCAUAUCAUUAUUUUCGGAGCUUCUGGUUUUACUGGUCAGUAUGUGGUCGAGGAGGUGGCACGAACGGUCUCGGAGGGUCCGAGUGGGACCCUGAGAUGGGCUGUCGCCGGCAGAAGCAAGGCGAAACUGGAGAAAGUUCUGGAGCAGGCGGCCGGCGCACUGAGUAAACCAGAGCUGAGGACAGUAGACAUCAUUGUGUCAGAUGUAAAAGAACCAGACUCAUUGGCAGCAAUGUGCAAACAGGCUGUGAUUGUCCUCAACUGUGUGGGGCCUUACAGGUUCUAUGGUGAACCGGUAGUCAAGGCCUGUGUAGAGAAUGGAGCCCAUUGCCUUGACAUCUCUGGGGAGCCUCAGUUUCUAGAGGGCAUGCAACUGAACUACCACAGCGAGGCAGCUAAGAAGGGAGUGUACAUCGUAGGAAGCUGUGGCUUUGACUCCAUCCCUGCUGACAUGGGAGUCCUCUAUACCAGGGACCAGUUCAGGGGUACACUGACAGCAGUUGAAAGCUUCCUCACGGCCAGUGCAGGACCAGAGGGCGCCAGCAUCCACGACGGUACAUGGCAGUCGGCCAUCUAUGGUGUUGCUGACGGCGCCAGUCUCCGCAGCCUCAGGAGGAAGUUCAAAUACCAGCCACUUCCUGUAGUUGGAGCUAAGAUUAAACGACGGAGCGCCCUGUUCUACAGCAAUGAAGUGCAGCAGUAUGCGGUGCCCUUCAUGGGCACAGACCCGUCUGUAGUGAAGAGAACGCAGCGCUUUCUGGCCGAGGAGCAACAAGAGUCGCCCGUCCAGUAUGGUGCAUAUGCAGGAGUAGGAGGAGUGGGUAACAUCAUCAAGAUGCUGGUUGCUGGCAUGAUGUUCAUGUUACUGAUCAAGUUCAACUUUGGACGCAACCUACUCAUCAAGUACCCAGAAUUCUUCUCCUUUGGUUUCUUCACAAAGGCCGGACCAACCAAAAGUCAGAUGAAGGACUCAUCCUUCCAGUUUGCCUUCUACGGAGAAGGUUACACCGAGGGAAAAGACCCUUCCCAGGGAAAACCUGAUGGCAAGAUUCGUACUCUGGUCCAGGGGCCCGAGGCUGGGUAUGUAGCUACCCCCAUCGCCAUGGUACAGGCGGCGCUCACCAUCCUCAAUGAACCCAAUGCUCUGCCCAGGACGGGAGGAGUCUACACUCCCGGAGCAGCUUUCGGCAAGACUACGCUGAUCGACCGCCUCCACAAACAUGGCAUCCAGUUCUCCGUGAAAUAGAGGUUGACUCCUAAACGAUGUUGUCCUUCUUCAACAGUUGAUAAACAUGAAUUUUCUCUUGAUGGAUCCCAUAUGAAUCCAAACUGACGUUUAGAAUAGUGUAGACCCAAAUGAGUACAUGAACGAGAAGAUGGAUUUAGCUUGAGUCCAGGCUCCGGAGACAUCCGUUUCUUCCCCUUCUGAUAUCAUUUGAUUACCGUAGAUUACCGAGUCUCAUUUGGUUGAACAUGCCAUUGACCUUCUGCCAAAUGGACCGCAUGCCCAUUGCAUCAUAUGUUUACCGGAGAAAAACUUGCAUGAAGGUUUAGUUGAAGUCUAAAAAACGAAUGUAAAAAAUAUUUGGAACUCAACUAAUUCCUCUCAUCAUAUCGCCACACUGUUCUAUAUAAUUAAGUAAAUUGUGUGUGUUUGUGUGUGAGACUUUGCCUCUAAACCAUACCAAAAGAAGUCCCUUAGGUGACCCUUGUCAGCUUGCAUAAAUGUUUACAAAGAAAUAACAUGCAGGAUUGAAUUUUUUUAUUUUGUGUUCUGGAAGUGGAACACCCUUCUGACUAUAACACUAUAAAAGUGUACACUGGAGGGCAGUGCUGAGGCUUAAUCAUCGGGUGCAUAUGUGUUUGCCCUCUGUUUAUUAUAUAUGGUUCAAUUGGAAAGGCAGAUUGAGGGAUAUGGAAAUGUGCCCCUCUCAUCAGUGCUUAUACAUGCCUGGCUACAUGCCUGGCUAAAGGCCUGCUUUCAAUAAUAAACUACAUUUUUUGCAAAACAGUUAUCACAGGAUAUGUUUUAACAUGCUCAUUCCUUGAAAGAAACCGCAUUGAAAUGCAUUGACCUGGUGUUUAAAACCUGUAUGCGUAUAAAAAAAUGGAUAUAUUAAACACAAGUGUCGACAAA
Messenger RNA from Gadus morhua (Atlantic cod), 2470 nucleotides. Its product is annotated as saccharopine dehydrogenase-like oxidoreductase. The record is from RefSeq and is a predicted model, not a curated record. The coding region runs from base 299 to 1579 and encodes 426 amino acids. The transcript has 12 exons. NCBI's taxonomy places the organism in Eukaryota, Metazoa, Chordata, Actinopteri, Gadiformes, Gadidae. Gene Ontology annotation, biological process: glycolipid biosynthetic process. Gene Ontology annotation, cellular component: plasma membrane; mitochondrion; lipid droplet.